AUGGUAGGUUCGCUGGUGUAUUGUCUUUCUAUUGUUCCAUUUUUCUUCAAUCUCACUACCCGCAGCGAACCUCCGGACCAAAAAUUUCUGACGAUGAAGGAAGACCAAGAUCCCAGCGAUGACAGUUACCCAUCCCAGAUGCAGUCAUCGCCUUUAACUUCCUCAUUUCGAGGUGACGAUACUUGGACUAAGGGUUCCAUUACACCAAAUUUACUUUCCAAAACCCGACUGGACAACCAACGUCAUGACCAUCAUUGGAUUGUGAUAAGUAUACAGUCUGUAUUUCAUCGAUUCGUCAGCGUUGUUCACCGAAUACGACACACACGGUGGGGAAUACCAACGCUGGUCAUGGUUAUCAUCAUGCCUCCCACUCUUCUAUUUAUCCCCAUGCUGGCCCUCGCCGACGCGCUGUUGCAUUUGGCGCAGGUAAUCGUGGCUACUGUUCCACACUACGACGAUGGCCUCUCCCAACUAAUUUGGAUUUGGGAUUGGAUUUGGGGGCAGAUAUUGAGAUCCGUGGACGGAAGGAGGCGUCGACGAUUCCUGAUUAUCACAGGGACUCUUCUAUCGAUCACAACCCCCCACACGAAGCAACGGCGAUCACAAUACGAUAAGUGA
Messenger RNA from Phaeodactylum tricornutum CCAP 1055/1, 618 nucleotides. RefSeq lists its product with no specific name. Bases 1 to 618 code for a protein of 205 amino acids. The transcript has a single exon. NCBI's taxonomy places the organism in Eukaryota, Bacillariophyta, Bacillariophyceae, Surirellales, Neidiaceae. The record is from RefSeq and is a predicted model, not a curated record.